Molecule: messenger RNA, 10992 nt
Organism: Halichondria panicea
Lineage: Eukaryota; Metazoa; Porifera; Demospongiae; Suberitida; Halichondriidae
Exons: 21
Coding region: 1-10992 (3663 amino acids)
Source: RefSeq, a predicted model, not a curated record
AUGCAUAAAGUGAGUGAAACAUUGUACUCUGUAUGUUUUCUUGAAAUCAUUGCUUCUGUCCCGCCCCUCAUAGGCACCCCCCGGGAAUUUUCCUGUACUCCCGGUACGUACAAUCCCCUCGAAGGUCAAUCCUCUCUCUCCGACUGUCUCUCGUGUACAGCUGGCUAUUACUGCCUCGAGAACGCCACUCUUCCCACAGGGCCGUGCCAGCCGGGUUUUUACUGUCCCACUAAUAUCAGCAACGGUCAACUAUCCAGGAAUAUUGGCUCGUACGGGCCAACCCAAAUACCAUGCCCUGGGGGAACCUAUCAAGACAAUUUCACAAGUGCCGAGUUAAGUGAUUGUGUUGAAUGUCCUGAGGGAAGUUUCUGCGUCGAAGGGUCGGCGAAUCCAGCCGUAUGUCCAAUGGGAUUUUAUUGCGUAGCUGGGCUUAAAGCUCCUAUUCCAUGCCCUGUAGGAACUAUUGGUAUUGAUACUGGUCUUGUUGAUGUACUACAAUGUGUACCAUGUCCUACUGGCCAGUAUUGCGAUUCACCAGGUUUAACUAGUCCAAGAGCUCCCUGCGAUCCCGGCUUUGUCUGUUAUCUUGGAGCAAAUACUUCGACACCCACCGAUGGAAGUUCUGGAGAAAUUUGCCCUGCUGGAGGCUACUGUCCUUUAGGCUCAAGCGUCAGCUUGCCAUGUCCACCAGGCACCUUUAGUAACACGUCUGGAUCGACGAAUACCUUCGACUGUACCGAAUGUACACCCGGUUUCUACUGCUCGAAUGCUCGCACUCCUGAACCUACUGGCCCAUGUAAUGCCGGCUACUAUUGCCCUGGGGGCGCUAAAACUCCUAACGAUACUGUCACAAUGGCUGGUCACUACACCCCCGUGGGAUCUGCAGCACCUAUACCCUGUGAUGUAGGAACGUGGAUGCCUCGUACUGCAGCUGGUGAAUGUUACCCUUGCACCCCUGGACACUACUGUCCCGAUCAUGGCAGUACAAAUGUCACUCUCUGUUUGAUAGGUCACUACUGCGAAGAAGGUUCAUUUGAUCCAGCCCCGUGCCCUCCAGGUACCUAUAACAAUCAGACUGGAAUAUCCUCACUGGCCGAAUGUCUCUCAUGCCCCCCUGGGUACUUCUGUGCUAGCGGAGGACUUACCAAGCCUGAGGGUUUGUGUCUAGCCGGUUUUGCGUGUUUUGGAAAUUCUAAUCUACCAAAUCCGAUUGAAUCUGAUGAAGUCACGUUUGGUGAUCUAUGUAUGGCCGGUCAUUUUUGCCCUGAGGGAUCUGGAGGAGGAUUUCCCUGUCCUGCGGGUACAUUUUCCUCAUCUCGAGGUCUUGCUACCGAAAGAGACUGUAUACCAUGUCCUCCAGGCAUGCAUUGCAAUACUAGCGGGCUAACUGCUCCGAGUGGUAUGUGUGACUCUGGUUAUUUUUGUAUUGGCGGGGCCAUAAUUGGCUCUCCAAGUGACGGAGAAAUGGGUGAUGCGUGCCCUAUUGGUCAUUUUUGCACUGUUGGAACCUCGAUUCCAAUUCCAUGUGAAUCUGGAACAUAUUCCAACUCUACCGGUUUUAGCGUUUGUUUAACCUGCCCCCCAGGUCAUUUUUGUCAUCUCAGCUCGACGACUCAACCUGCAAUUUGUCUGGCAGGUUUUUACUGCCCUGGUGGCAAUAGUCUUGACUACAGCGCUUGUCCGAUUAGUACACUAGGAACUAGAGAAGGUUUGGCUGAUGAGUCUCAAUGUAUAUCAUGCCCUGCUGGUUAUUAUUGCAAUUCUGACGCACUAACCACACCAUCUGGACCAUGUGAUCCUGGUUAUUUCUGCUCAUCAGGAAGUACUAACCCUCGACCUUUGGAUUCUGUGGCAAACGGACCGUGUCCAGCAGGGUUUUAUUGUCCUUUGAACUCUUCAUCGCCCACCCCCUGCCCACCCGGCACCUACUCCCCAAGUAUGUUCAAUAUCGAAGAAGGGAACUGUUUAUUGUGUGAUCCCGGUAGACAUUGCAAUGAGUCAGGUCUCACUUCUCCAUCUGGAUUGUGUGCUGAAGGUUACUUCUGUAUUAAUGGCAGUUCAACUUCUUUCCCAUUGAAUAUACCAAGCGGAGAUACUUGCCCAAAGGGGCACUUUUGUCUUGAAGGCUCCUCUGCUCCUAUGCAAUGCUUACCUGGUACCUACACUAAUAGCACUGGCAGUGGUGUCUGCUCAAAUUGUCUAGCGGGAUUCUACUGUGAAGGUUCCACUGAAGAUCCAGCACUGAACCCUUGUCCCUCAGGCUACUAUUGCCCUCUUGGAACACGAUUUGCAUUCGAAUUUCCAUGCCCUUUGUCAACGUACAAUCCAAGCACAACAUCCAUUGAUUCGUCUGUCUGCCUAAUGUGCCCAGCAGGGUUGUUUUGCAAUGGUACUGGACUUGAUGCUCCAAGUGGUAUUUGCAAUGCAGGCUCGUUUUGUGCUCCCGGUUCUAUUUCACCGACAGGAGAGCCAUGCGAGCCUGGAUUCUAUUGCCCUCCUGAUGCGAAUUCUCCACUCUCCUGCCCCCCUGGAAUGUACUGUGCUGGAUUCGCAAAUAUCGCACCAACGGGAUUAUGUAAUAAUGGCUAUUAUUGUAUUAGUGGAGCAAGUAGUCCCCAGCCUACUGAUGGAAUGAUUGGAGAUGUCUGUCCAACAGGGCACUAUUGUACGGAAGGAAGUAUAAAUUUCACUGCUUGUCCACCGGGAACAUUCGGACAAGUCUUGCAAGCUCGAAACGAAUCGGAAGGCUGUGAAUUAUGUCCUGCUACGAUGUAUUGCUGUGACUACGGACUGUCGUCUCCGAGUGGAGUAUGUGAUGGGGGCUAUUAUUGCCCCCCUGGACAGAGAGUGAGCAAUCCGUUUGAUUUUAUCUGCCCUCAAGGCCACUUCUGCACUGCGGGUGUACUACAGCCGAUGAGAUGUGUGUCAGGUACUUACCAAGAUGAAAUCGGACAGACAGACUGUAAAAUAUGCCCAGCUUCUUUCCACUGUGAUAAUCGUUUCGAACCAGUUGUACUCCUCAACAAUUCAAUUUGUCCUCAGGGCUACUAUUGUCCUAACGGUACAUCAUUUGCGACAGAGUUUCCGUGCCCAAAUGGAACAUUCAGCAAUCUCACAGGACUAACUGACUCAACAGAAUGUACACCAUGCACACCUGGUCACUACUGCAAUCAGCCUGGUAUUACUGAGACAAGUGGACUGUGUUUUGCCGGCUACUUUUGUCUAUCAGGAAGUAUUACCCCUUCGCCACAAGAUACAAUGUGUCCGGCUGGCCACUACUGUCCUAUAGGUGGUACUAACCCAAUACCUUGUCCUGCUGGUACAUACUCUGCUUCUAUACUCAACCACAACGUGACCUUCUGCAUAGCAUGCACCCCGGGUCAUUACUGUCCUCAGGCGUCUGUCAACGGAACUGCUCUAGUAUGUGAUCCGGGUUUUGUCUGUCUGUUUGGAGCUUUUGUGGCGAACCCUGUCGACAAUGUGACUGGCUACUCAUGCCCUGCUGGUCAUUUUUGUGUAAGUGGUGCAUUGUCAGAAGAGACUUGUCUACCUCGAAGUUAUCAGCCUAAUGCAGGCCAGAGUGAAUGUAUUGUCUGCCCAGCAGGAGCAAUUUGUGAGUCUAUUGCACAAAUCCAUUUUACCAUGUGCCCCCUGGGGCACUAUUGUCCUACGGAAGGGUCGACCGAUGGAAUUGCGUGUCCAAUUGGCUCGUAUUCAAAUUCUUCUGGUAAUACAAAUGUCACAGAUUGCUUGCCUUGUCCGAGUGGUAUGUAUUGUGAGACAACUGGUCUCCUAUCUCCAACAGGAACGUGCAGUGCAGGAUUUGUAUGUGUGGCUGGGUCUGCAAGCAGAGCUCCCUUUGAUGGUAUCAAUACCCCCUGUCCGGCAGGUUUCUACUGUACGGAAGGAACUUCAAAUCCUCAACCAUGCCCGCUUGGAACUACAGCCCCAUUCAGCAAUGCAAUACCCGCUAAUGAAACUUCAUAUCUCUUAGAAUUUGUUUGCGAGUUGAACACCACACUUUCUCCGAUACCUGCCCUGAGACUUGAAAGUGAAAGUGAUUGCGUUCCUUGUGUUGGAGGCUUCUACUGUGGUUAUCUCAAUUCCACGCUACCUACUGGUCCAUGUAACUCUGGCUACUAUUGCCCACACAAUUCUUCGAUAUCUGUGCCGAAUCCGAGUGACUUUGCAUGCCCAUUGGGUCAUUUUUGCUCUGAAGGUACUAUCAUCCCGACACCUUGCGCGAAAGGAUCGUUUUCAAGUCUGUUUGGUGCUAGUAAUUGCACCAUUUGUCCGGCAGGCCAUAUUUGUACUAUAGGUACCAUUGAACCCGAAAUAUGUCCUCCACAACAUUUUUGUCCUGAAGGAAGUUUUGAGCCGAUAUUUUGCCCGAAUGGUACCUUUACAAACAGUGAAACAAAUGGGUUAUCAUUGCCAGAGCAAUGUACACCGUGUAUACCAGGCCACUUUUGUAUUGCUGGUGCAAUAGUCGGUGAAUGCAUAGCUGGUUAUCUCUGUUAUCAAGGCUCUGCUGUACCUAAUCCAGACGGUACCGAUUUAAGUGUUGGUGAACUUUGCCCUGAGGGAUUCUACUGUCUUCAGGGUGCUGUAAACGGAACUAGUUGCCCCCUGGGCCUUUUUAACGUUCUCAGAGGAGGUAGACAAGUUGAAGACUGUACCGACUGCCCUGCUGGUCGAAUGUGUUCGGGAAGUGUUGCCACUUUGUGCUUUCCUGGAUUCUAUUGUCUGUCAGGCACUGCAAUGGCAUGCCCACCAAGUACCUACAAUCCUUUAGAAGGUGCUUCUCUCAUCAGCGAAUGUAUAUCUUGCGAGCCUGGAUAUCUCUGCCCUAACGAAUCAAUGGUGACUUUCCUACAUGAUCCGUGUCCAUUGGGUCAUUAUUGCUUAGGUGGGUCGAUUACACCCACUCCUUGCCCUCAGGGCACCCACAGAAAUGAAACUGCGGCUGCUACUUCCAAUGACUGCUAUCUGUGCCCUGCGCAGUUUUAUUGUCCUGACAAUGCUACCAUACACGGCAUUCCUUGUAACGUAUCGGAUAUAUGCCUUGAGGGCACUGUCACCCCUACACCUUGCCCAGCCGGAUUCUACUGCCCACGGACGGACCUGCAAUUGCCGUGUCCUUCUGGUUACUAUUGCCCUGAAGGAUUGGCAUGGUUUAUUGAAUGUCCUAGAGAUCAUUACUGCGAGCAACCUGGUUGUGAGGGUGCAUUCAUCAUCGGAGCUGGAGCUAUUCGGCCUGAAAUAUGUCCAAUUGGCUACAGAGAGAUUGUUAAUUUGGGUGACAACUUUACCAGAAGUUCACUUUAUGUCACUUGUGAACCUUGUCCCGGGGGAACAUACAGCAAUGCAUCGUCACUAACAGAAGAGAGGAUUUGUCUAACAUGUCCUGAGGGGUACUAUUGUGUUGGAGGUUCUAUUUUUGGUGAUCCUGGAAUUUUGCCGUUUUUCAAUGCUUCCAUAUGCCCGGCUGGUCAUUAUUGUGAAGCUGGUAGUUUAUCUCCGUCUCCUUGUGAAAUGGGCAUGUUCAAUUCUCUUGAGGGGCAGAGCAAUUCGUCUGUGUGUAUGCCUUGUCCUCUGAGUAGCUUCAGCCAUCUUGUUGGUCAGAGAGCAUGCUUCAACUGCUCGAUUGAGGCCAGUACAAUAGCCGAGGGGUCGGUGGAGUGUGUAUGCAGCGGAAACAACAGGAGAUUUCAGCCGAGUGAUGGACGGUGCCCGUGCAGAGCUGGGUUCACACAGUAUGAGGGACGCACUGCCGGAGACUGUCAGCUUAUCAUCUAUCCCCUGUGUGGGGAAGAUCAGAUCAGGUCACAUGACGGGGUGUGUCGUACCCUCAGUGAGUGGGAAGAGUUCUGUACCAGCCUUGGGUGCAGGAGUCCUGAGCUGUACGUGGAACUGGAUAGGAACAGAGGCAUCUGUGUGUGCCGGACUCAAGUGCUGGCAGAUGUGUGCAAUGCCAACUGUCAGCAGAGGAACGUCAACAGACUCCAGAUUAGGUGCUUUGCUCCUCCAGCGGCUGUUGUCACUGACAACAACGGAAAUGAGACACUGAUAGCACUGUCGGAUAUCCCUGGUCUCUUUUCCACUGAUUUGUGUACGUCUUUGGACGGCAGGACAUUUGCAGCUUUCACUGUGGACACAGCAGAACUACUGCCACUGUUUCUUGCUCGUGCAGGCAAUGGUUUCCGUGGUAACUACCUGCCGAACCCUGUUUCCCUCGUCCUUCUCCUCUCCCCUCCCAUCAACCAACCAGCCAAUAUCACCACCAGAAGAAGAAGACAAGCAACCAGCAAUCCUGCAAAUCAACCACAAUUUGAUGGCAUCGAUGACCCCCUAGUGUGCCUUGAAGUCGACCAAUUACUGUUCUUCUUUCUUUCAAACUCUUCUUACCCAGUCUACGAUGAGACCAAUCUGCUCAAUAUAAACGCUGAUUAUGACCUGGGGCUAUUCAACCAACUCGUGGAAGACCAACUUCUUACUGGAGACAACUUAUUCUUUGCAUUCAGGUUCACCCAGAGUGGAGUGUUUUCCUUCUAUUUGAGCGAUGCCACUGAGAGGUACAUGUACGUGCGUGUCGUUGAGCCAAGUUCCCAGUGUCCGGAAGUUGGUCCUUUUUAUCCUGCAAGUCCCUCACGAGCCGUUCAACUGGGUAUGGUACGUAGCAGUAAUAUUAUACAGGAUCCAAACUGGGCUCUGAUUGGUGGACUGCUCGGAGGGGGAGUGGCUGUCAUGGUUGGGAUAGUGAUUGCAUUGCUUCUAUUCCGGAGGUAUGGUUGGUCGAAGCCAGUCCUCCACAAGCCCAAGUACCGAAAGUCCAACAAACGUCUCAACAUGGCCCACUAUUCUUCUAAGGGCUCGUCUCUUGUCUCUAAGAAGAGGACACACCCCAUGCAAGAGUUGGACAGAGGUGGUGUUGCAGUAUCGGAAGUUGUUAGGAAUGAUGAUUUCUGGGACUAUGAUGAUCAAAUGGACUUAGAGGCAUUCUCCACUAAACAGCUGUACAGUAAACUGGCCGACCAAUCACAUCACGUCGUGGCCACUAUUGGAGGUCAAAAAGAGGAGACCUUAAGCGAAAGCAGAAUACACUUGUAUGUGUGUAGAGUAUUAGCACAAAAUUGUGUUUUGCAUCACUGGUCCUCUCCUCAGGCUAAGGCGCUGUACCAGAAACUUCAGAGAGAGGCUGACAGUUUGAAAGGGCUGUGGGUGGCCAAGCUCAACCUUCGGGGGAGGGCAGAGCUGGCUUCUCCCGAGGAACUAAGAGCUUAUGAGGUCAUCAGGGAUAAGUAUUAUGUGGAGCUUGAGAGAAGGAAGGCGCUUGGUCAGCAGUUUGGUAACGUGCUACAGCAACAGUUGAGUCUACUACAGGGUCUGGAGGAUCAACGACAACAACAGAGGGUGGGCUGCGACUCCAUUGUCAUGGAGAUCAGGACAAUGCUCACCUGGCUCAGGGAACUGAAGCUAUCGCACAGUGGGAGCAAUGCUGAGGAGAUUGAGAGACUUGACUCACAUGUAGGGGCUCUCUUUAAUCAGCUAAAGACAAUCAUAGAUUCUCAAUUUGGACUGACUCGCGUCUCUCAAAACAAUGCAGGAGCGAGGCUUGUCUCUAUGGAAACUGGACAAUUAGUCAGCGUACAACAGAUACAAGAAGCACUCGCUAACAGUAACGAAUCGGUAGCUAUUAGAGACGUUACCACUGGCCUUGUGAAACCGGGUACAUCGACUAAAAUCAGUCUACCUUCUGGAAGCACAAAAGAGGUUCUUCCUAACAAUUUCAUUGAUUUAAAUACUGGAUCUGUGCUCCCAAUUCGUGGAAAUGUUUUCUUUGAUCCUGUAUCCCUAAAAAUUGUUACAAUGUAUAACCUCCCCAAUACCUCGCCAGAGAAAAUGCAAUCCCUCAUUCCGUUUAUUCCGUAUCCCCUCAAUGCUGAGACUAGUGAAGCACUUGACAUCGGACUAGAACCACUAGAGUACGCCUCUCAAUUAAAACUAGGCGGAGCUAUGAAGGACCCCACUUCUGACCUCUGUGUACCCAUUUGUGCAGUCACUGUACACCCGCACACGAAAUCCUUACUACCAAUAGGAGGCACUUGUAGUGAUCCUGUGACUGGACUACUCGUUCCUAUUCAGAUUGGAGCAAUCACGAUUGAUUCCCAUACAAUGAAGCCUGUACCGAUACUAGGUAUCGAUAUUCAUCCCCAAACUGGUAAAAUCGUACCAAUUGGAGGUAGUACAAGUCUACAAGGGGAACGGAAAACUUUGCUGGUUGGAGAGAACUUCAUCGAUCCACUUUCUGAACUGCCUGCUAUAGUAGCAUCGGCUGCGUUGAGUACUGAUGAAAUUGAGUUGACUCCGGUGGCAGGAAAUUAUCAAACCUUCCUCGACUCCACUGAGCUUGACUGGCAGACAAGACUUUUCGAUAAUCUGACCGUUCUUCACACUAUUACAGAAACUCCUCCAAAUGAGCAACAUGAAUCUCAACUUGCUGAAAAGUUUGAGGAAGUUGAAACAAUCCACUCGAAGCUAACUCGCACUCAAUCAAUUUCUCGGGCACAUAGUAUGAAGUUACUUCACGAUACACAACAGCGAAUUGAUUCUUGUUAUGAACUUACUCAAAAUGGAGCCAGUCCUUGUUACAUGGAGCACAAAGCAACUGGUCAACCCCUUCCUCUUUUGCUAGGCUACCCUAUCGUAGAUCCAUUAGAUAAUACAUGUGUCCCUGUACUGGACUAUGAGAUCUCUUCUAUUACUGGUAUUGGAGAGCCCUUUGCUGGUACCAUGGAGUCAGUGGAUGGUGGUGGGAGGAUACCCAUCACAGUGGGGAGUAGGAUGUACAACUCUGAGGGGGGUGGGCUGGUCCCUGUGGUGGGGGCCAAGAGGAGCUCGGAGAAUGGCGUGGUGGUGCCAGUGCCUCAGGACGCGGCCGUGUUUACAGGGAGAGAAGGGGGACGUGUGGACAGUGGAAUGGUUCAGUUGCUUGAGAGGGAGGUGGUGAGUAGGGGUAGCUAUUGGAGACGUUCUACACAGUUCAUGGGAGACAUGACCUCACAUCUGGAGACUGUCUGUCGCUAUGUCCAGAGCUCAGGGGCAGACUUUGACUGUGAGAGCAGCAGGCAACAGUUGCAAGCAGUCUCAAUGUCGAGCAGAGAGCUACAAUUGAUGUCACAUGCCGAGAAGCAACGUUUCCAGUCGUGUCGCUCAGAGCUGGUGACCAAACUCUGCUCUGGUGUCCACCAGCUGGUAACCAUGCCGACAGAGGAUGAGUUAGCGGCUACUGAAGUACACACCUCUGCUAAUGAAAGAUUUGUGGAAGUGGCUGAGAAACUGAUUGACAGAAUAAGCAAUGAAAAGAAGAGUUACCAAGCAAAAGUACAACAAGCUGUGGAGGUCAAAAAUCCGGAAGCAAAGAGACAGCUCACCCAGAACUACAAUGACAAGAUGAUCACUCUCAUUGGCGAGCUGAAAAAGCAACUACUCUCACAGAGACAACUGCUCUACAAGAGUCACACAUUACUGCAUUACCUUAGGAGCAAAACUGAGCUGUCAUUUCAACUGGCAAAGAGUGUUUUGACAGGAGAAGAUGCAAUGACUGGUGUCGGCUACAGUGUCGCUAAAGGUGAGAGUGAGGAGAAUGGUGCUCUGGUCCCUUUACUUGAGAAGCUUGUACAACUGGUGGAGCAGCGAGGAACUGAAGGGUUAAUGGACGAAGGGGGAGACUCAGAGAGUGAAGAGUUUGCUGAGUCCAGUCAAACAUCUCUGCUUUCCCAGUCUGUAAGACCACACCCCGUACAGUUACACUCACCCACCAUCCUAGAGGUCAUUGUGGAGGAGGUGGAACCAUCACAGACCCCUAAAGUGGGAUGGUUUGAAGACAAGCCAUCUACCAUGAGUUCCCUUGGUGUACCUGUGAUGUCUCCUGACUUGAAACGAGUUGCUAAGCAACUGAUUGAGAAACACACGAUUGAGAACAUGACAUUGGAAAACCGACUGAGGGAGAAAGAAAGCACUGCUCUCAAGAAACUGUACACAAGGAUUGAAGAAAGAAAAGCGAAGUUAAUAAAUGACUCCAAAGUUGGUCUGGAAGAUGCCCUCACCACUGUAGAGCCACAGUCCAAUGAAAGUGUCAUACUGGAGGGAAUGAAAGAGCUGAAUGACAAGCUGGAGACGCUGGAGGUAGAAAAGAAUGAAAUGAUUGAGUCAAUCGUGGCUAGGCUAGUAGAGGAGAGAUUGAAAGAGAAAGAGAAACUAAUUAAAGCCCAUCAUAACGAGGCCAGGGACAAGAGUGUGUCUGUGUCCCACCUAGUGACCACGCCCCCUCCUCCCUCGGAGCACCUGUUGCGGGAGAUGAAUCUACUGGCUCAGCAAGAGGAGAGACUCAGAGCAGAGAUCAGUUUAGAAAUGGCAAGAGAAGAGGAGGAGCGUGUUAAGAAAGAUGAGGUGCUUCGUGCAGCCUCUCUGAGCAGACACAUCAUAAGGCGGCUAACCUCUCUGGACGCGGGUCAAGACGACCUCAAACAACAGCACAAAGAAUUAAACAAUCUUGACACCACUCUCUCUGAACGACAAAACAACCUAAAGAAUCGAGUCAGCUCAAUUUUUAAAGAGCGUGGGCGUUCUCUAGGCAAGAACCGCAGUUCUGCCUCCUCUAUACAACAGAAAGCUAACAGUGCACUCAUACAAGUAGCCAUGUCUAAAAUAGCCCGAAAAGAAGGGCUUAAAACCAAGAAAAUAUUUGGCCGGGACGCUUUGAUAAGCAUCGGUGGAAAUAGACCAAAUUUUGUUGAGAUCCUCGAUGAGUAUGAUCAAGAAGGAUUAGGAGACGAUGCAGUGAUGACUGAUGUGGAUAGGAGUGAGGCUAUUGUUGCUAUGAAGGCUGCCCAGUGGAGAUUGCAGCUGGAGAUAAAGAAGGAAAAACAGCAGAAGGAACAGUUGAAGUUGUCUCUGUCUAAACAGUCGUUUAUUCUACACAACAUGUGA